Trichomycterus rosablanca is the source of this 6788-nucleotide messenger RNA. RefSeq names its product dedicator of cytokinesis 7 (gene dock7). The coding region runs from base 31 to 6321 and encodes 2096 amino acids. Gene Ontology annotation, molecular function: guanyl-nucleotide exchange factor activity. NCBI's taxonomy places the organism in Eukaryota, Metazoa, Chordata, Actinopteri, Siluriformes, Trichomycteridae. Gene Ontology annotation, biological process: small GTPase-mediated signal transduction; axonogenesis; positive regulation of GTPase activity. The record is from RefSeq and is a predicted model, not a curated record. The transcript is spliced from 51 exons.
UCCCAGUCCUAACAGUCAGCGGCCACAGCAAUGGCUGAGCGCCGCGCCUUCGCCCAGAAAAUAAGCAGGACUGUAGCUUCAGAGGUGAGAAAGCAGAUCGCUGGUCAGUAUGGGGGCUCCCCUCAACUCCUCAAAAAUCUCCACAUGGGAGGUCAUGCAGCCAACAACUCGGUGCCUUUGACUGAGACGGUGGAGCCGGUGGACUUUGAAGAGUAUCUGAUCACCCACCCGCCCGUUAUCGAAUCCGGGCCCCUGAGAGACCUGAUCGAGUUUCCCCCUGAUGAUAUUGAAGUGCUGUACACGCCGAGAGAGUGUCGCACGCUGGGCCAGGCGGUUCCAGAGGAAGGUGACAGCGAUGCACAUGUACGUGACUGCAUCAGAUCCUACACUGAGGAUUGGGCCAUUGUCAACCGCAAGUACCAUAAGCUGGGUACAGGCUUUAACCCCAACACCCUGGAUAAGCAGAAGGAGAGGCAGAGAGGUUUACCCAAGCAGGUCUUCGAAUCGGACGAACUUCCAGAUCCCAACAGCUAUCAGGAUGAUCAGGAUGACCUGAAGCGCCGCUCCAUGUCCAUAGACGACACGCCCCGUGGGAGCUGGGCAUGUAGUAUAUUUGACCUGAAGAACUCUCAGCCCGAUGCUCUCCUGCCUCACCUGCUGGACAGGGUGCCCAACGAGGAGAUCGACCGGCACAACGAGGAGCAGCGCAAAGCCAGUCGGCACCGCGAGCUCUUCGCCCUGCACCCAGCUCUGGAUGAGGAGGAGCCGAUCGAGCGUCACUGUGUUCCCGAGGUUCCAAAAGAACACUUCGGCCAGAGGCUGCUGGUCAAGUGCUUGUCCCUGAAGUUUGAGAUUGAAAUCGAGCCGAUAUUCGCUAGUUUGGCGCUAUAUGAUGUCAAGGAGAAGAAAAAGAUAUCGGAGAACUUUUUCUUCGACCUGAACUCGGAGCAGACCAAGUCCAUGCUGCGUCCUCACAUCCAGUCGGCUGCUAUCUCCACCCUGGCUCGUUCUGCCGUCUUUUCCAUCACCUACCCCUCUCAAGACGUCUUCCUGGUCAUUAAGCUUGAGAAAGUGCUGCAGCAGGGCGACAUCGGUGAAUGUGCAGAGCCGUACAUGGUCUUCAAAGAAUCAGAUGCUGCUAAAAACAAGGAGAAGCUGGAGAAGCUGCGGGCUCAGUCGGAGCAGUGCUGUCAGCGGCUCGGGCGCUACAGGAUGCCCUUCGCCUGGACCGCCAUCCACCUGAUGAACAUAGUGAACAGUGCUGGGAGUCUGGAGAGAGACACGGAGCUGGAGAUGGGCCUGCCAGAGCGUAAGGGAUCGUGGUCCGAGCGGAGGAACUCCAGCAUCGUGGGCCGGCGCUCUUUAGAGAGGACCACCAGCGGAGACGAGUACUGCAACCUGACCAGUUUUAGACCCGCUACCCUCACCGUCACCAACUUCUUCAAACAGGAAGGAGAUCGGCUGAGCGACGAGGAUCUGUACAAGUUCUUGGCCGACAUGAGGCGACCCUCGUCUGUCCUCCGCAGACUUCGGCCCAUCACAGCUCAACUGAAGCUGGACAUCUCUCCUGCCCCCGAGAACCCUCACUACUGUCUGACCCCAGAGCUGCUCCAGGUGAAACCUUAUCCAGACACCAGGGUGCGACCGACCAGAGAGAUUCUGGAAUUCCCGGCCAGGGAUAUUUACGUCCCCAACACCACGUACAGGAACCUGCUGUAUGUGAACCCACAGAGUCUGAAUUUCGCCAACCGCCAAGGCUCCGCCCGCAACAUCACGGUCAAGGUGCAGUUUAUGAACGGGGAGGACGUCAGCAACGCCAUGCCCGUGAUCUUCGGUAAAUCCAGCUGUGCUGAGUUUUCACGAGAAGCCUACACCACUGUGGUCUAUCAUAACCGCUCCCCGGAUUUCAGCGACGAGGUUAAGAUUAAGCUCCCAGCCUCUCUGAACGACCAUCAUCACAUUCUCUUCACGUUCUACCACGUCAGCUGCCAACAGAAGCAAAACACUCCUCUGGAGACGCCAGUCGGAUACACGUGGAUCCCUAUGCUGCAAAACGGACGCCUGAGAACGGGACACUUCUGCUUACCGGUGUCUCUGGAAAAGCCACCGCAGUCGUACUCUGUGCUGUCUCCUGAAGUUCCUCUUCCUGGUAUGAAGUGGGUUGAUAACCACAGAGGAGUGUUUAACGUCGACGUGAUCGCUGCGUCCACUCUCCACACACAGGAUCAGUAUCUGGAUAAGUUCUUCGCGCUGGUCCACGCUCUGGACGAGCACAUGUUCCCGGUGAGGAUCGGAGACGUGCGGAUCAUGGAGAACAGUCUGGAGGCGGAGCUGAAGGGAAGCAUCGCGGCGCUCAGCUCGUCCCAGCUGGAGCCGGUGGUGCGCUUCCUCCACCUGCUGCUCGACAAACUGGUGCAGCUGGUGGUGCGGCCGCCCGUCAUCGCGGGACAGAUCGUAAAUCUGGGCCAGGUUUCCUUCGAGGCCAUGGCGUCUGUAGUGAACCGUCUGCAUAAGUAUCUGGACACCAGUCAGGACAUGCACGGACGCAACAGCCUCCUUUCUUCCUACGUCCAUUACGUCUUCCGUUUACCCAACCUGGAUCCGAACUCUCCCUCGCCAGGUCCUGGAGGUCUGGGUGGCUCGGUGCAUUAUGCCACGAUGGCACGAUCUGCCAUCAGACCUGCCAGCCUCAACCUGAACCGCUCACGGAGCCUGAGCAACAGCAACCCGGACAUCUCCGGCACCCCGACCUCUCCGGACGACGAGGUCCGAUCCAUCAUCGGCACUAAGGCCAUGGAGCGCAGUGGCAAUCGCAUGUCAUCGCACACUGAGAGCGCCAGUUUCAUGCAAACUUUAACAGGACGCUUGCCGACCAAAAAGCUCUUCCAUGAGGAACUGGCGCUGCAGUGGGUGGUGAGCAGUGGCAGCGUGAGAGAGGGAGCCCUGCAACAGGCCUGGUUCUUCUUCGAACUGAUGGUAAAAAGCAUCAUCCACCACCUGUACUUCACUGAGCGUCUGGAUUCUCCCAGGAAGAACCGCUUUCCCGAGCGAUUCAUGGACGAUAUCACGGCUCUGGUGAGCACCAUCGCCGGUGACGUCGUCUCACGCUUCCAGAAGGACCUGGAGUUGGUGGAGAGGCUCAACACGAGCUUGGCCUUCUUCCUGAACGACUUGCUCUCCGUCAUGGACCGAGGUUUCGUCUUCAGCCUCGUGAAGACGUACUGGAAGCAGGUCUCUGCUAAAGUGAACGCAUCGCAGAACCAGACUUUGGAGUCCCUGAGGCUGGACUUCCUGAGGAUUGUGUGUAGCCAUGAGCAUUACGUUACUCUCAACCUGCCCUGCAGUCUGCUCACUCCACCGGCCUCUCCGUCCCCGUCGGUGUCCUCAGCCACCUCGCAGAGCUCAGGGUUCUCCACCCAUGUGCAGGACCAGAAGAUUGCCAACAUGUUCGAGCUGUCAGUACCCUUCAGGGAGCAGCACUACCUGGCUGGCCUGGUGUUGACAGAACUCUCCCUUAUUUUGGAUCCUGAGGCUGACGGGAUGUUUGCGCUGCAUAAGAAGGUGAUCAGUGUGGUCCAUAACUUGCUGUCCAGUCAUGACUCUGACCCGCGCUAUGCCGACCCCGAGGUUAAAGCCAGGGUGGCCAUGCUUUACCUACCUCUCAUUGGCAUUGUGAUGGAAACCCUGCCCCAGCUCCAUGACUUCACAGAAUCCCAUAAUCAGUGGGGCCGUUCUGGGGCGGACGAGCAAGAAGCUGAAGGCAUGAUCAGCCAGAGUGUCGCCAUGGCCAUAGCGGGGACCUCCGUCCCUCAGAUGACACGUCCCAGUAGCUUCCUCCUAAAUCCACAGGCCACUCGUCAGCACGGCACCUUCUCCCCCGAGUCCAGUCGCAGUCUGCUCAUCUGUCUGCUCUGGGUGCUGAAGAACGCGGACGAGCUGGUGCUCCAGAAGUGGUUCACUGACCUGUCCGUGUCUCAGCUGAACCGCCUCUUGGACAUGCUCUACCUCUGUGUGUCCUGCUUCGAGUACAAGGCCCAUUUUUUAUUCAUGCAGGGAAAGAAGGCAUUCGAGCGCAUGAACAGUCUCACUUUUAAGAAAUCCAAGGACAUGAAAGCCAAGCUGGAGGAGGCCAUCCUGGGCAGUAUAGGAGCCAGGCAGGAGAUGGUGCGCCGCAGCCGAGGACAGUUGGAGCGGAGUCCAUCAGGCAGCGCUUUCGGCAGUCAGGAGAACCUGCGCUGGAGGAAGGACAUGACACACUGGCGUCAGAACAGCGAGAAAAUGGACAAGGGACACAAAUCAGUCAGAACCAGAGCAGAGCUGGAACACGAGGCCCUGAUAGACGGCAAUCUGGCGACCGAGGCCAACCUCAUCAUCCUCGACACGCUGGAGAUUAUAGUGCAGACUGUGUCUGUGACCGAGUCGAAGGAGAGCAUUCUGGGAGGCGUCCUCAAGGUUCUGCUGCACAGUAUGGCGUGCAACCAGAGCGCCCUCUAUCUUCAGCACUGCUUCGCAACGCAGAGAGCUCUCGUCUCAAAGUUUCCAGAGCUGCUGUUUGAGGAGGAGACGGAGCAGUGUGCAGAUCUGUGUCUGCGUUUGCUCAGGAACUGCAGCAGCAGCAUCGGCACCAUCCGCUCCCAUGCCAGCGCCUCACUUUACCUCCUGAUGAGACAGAAUUUCGAGAUCGGAAAUAACUUUGCUCGAGUGAAGAUGCAGGUGACCAUGUCGCUCUCGUCCCUGGUUGGCACGUCUCAAAACUUUAACGAGGAUUUCCUGCGACGCUCACUGAAAACCAUCCUGACCUACGCUGAGGAGGAUCUGGAGCUCCGAGAGACCACCUUUCCUGACCAGGUUCAGGAUCUGGUGUUUAACCUGCAUAUGAUUUUAUCAGACACAGUAAAAAUGAAGGAACAUCAGGAGGAUCCCGAGAUGCUCAUUGAUCUGAUGUACCGGAUUGCUAAGGGCUAUCAGACGUCUCCUGACCUGAGGCUGACCUGGCUACAGAACAUGGCCGGAAAGCAUUCGGAGAGAAACAACCACGCUGAGGCGGCUCAGUGUCUGGUCCACAGCGCCGCCCUGGUGGCCGAGUAUCUCAGCAUGCUGGAGGACCGCAAGUACCUCCCUGUGGGGUGUGUCACCUUCCAGAACGUCUCAUCCAACGUGCUGGAGGAGUCGGCGGUGUCGGACGACGUCGUGUCUCCCGACGAGGAGGGCAUCUGCUCGGGGAAGUACUUCACCGAGGCCGGGCUGGUGGGGCUUCUGGAGCAAGCCGCCGCCUCGUUCUCUAUGGCCGGCAUGUACGAGGCCGUGAACGAGGUCUACAAAGUGCUCAUCCCCAUUCAUGAGGCUAACCGGGAUGCUAAGAAGCUAGCCACCAUUCAUGGUAAACUGCAGGAGGCUUUUGGCAAAAUUGUGCACCAGAGCACUGGCUGGGAGCGAAUGUUUGGGACGUACUUUAGAGUCGGCAUUUACGGUUCCAAAUUCGGUGAUUUGGAUGAGCAGGAGUUUGUAUACAAAGAGCCAGCCAUCACCAAACUGGCUGAAAUCUCACAUCGGCUUGAGGGUUUCUAUGGGGAGCGAUUUGGGGAGGACCAAGUCGAGGUCAUUAAGGACUCUAAUCCAGUGGACAAAUGUAAACUGGAUCCAAAUAAGGCCUUCAUUCAGAUCACCUACGUGGAACCGUACUUCGACACGUACGAGAUGAAGGACCGCAUCACGUAUUUCGACAAGAACUACAACCUGCGGCGCUUCGUCUACUGCACGCCGUUCACUCUGGACGGUCGCGCCCACGGAGACCUGCACGAGCAGUACAAGCGCAAAACUAUUCUCACCACCAGCCACGCCUUCCCCUACAUCAAAACCCGCAUCAACAUCAUCCACAAAGAGGAGAUUAUCUCCAUGCCCAUCGAGGUGGCUAUCGAGGACAUGCAGAAGAAGACACAGGAACUGGCCUUCGCCACCCACCAGGACCCAGCUGAUGCCAAAAUGUUACAAAUGGUGCUUCAAGGAUCUGUGGGCACCACGGUCAACCAGGGUCCACUUGAGGUCGCCCAGGUCUUCCUGUCUGAAAUACCAAGUGAUCCUAAACUCUACAGACACCACAACAAACUCCGACUCUGCUUCAAAGACUUCACCAAGAGGUGUGAAGACGCCCUGCGCAAGAAUAAGAGUUUAAUAGGUCCAGAUCAAAAGGAGUAUCAGCGGGAGCUGGAGAGGAACUACCACCGACUGAAGGAGGCUCUUCAACCCCUGAUUAACAGGAAGAUCCCACAGCUCUACAAACCGGUACUCCAGGUCAACUCUCACAGCAAACGGACCGCUUGACAAGAGAUUCCUUCAGCAGAAUGAGUCUUCGCAAGCUCGACAUGUGAAGAGGAACGACGUGCAGAACUGCAGUUUAUUUAUUUGCUUGUAAAUAUUUUAGUCUCUCCUCAAAAUCAGUGUUUUUUUUUUUGCCAAAAAGGAAGACGUGUGUAUGACGUCCGCGUGUCAUUCCAGAACCUGUUACAGUCGUCCGGACGGGACGAGACGUGUCAAAAUCUACUAUUUAAUAUUACGUUUGCACUUUUUAAUCAGUGUCCGAGCAUUUUCUCCACACCGCGGUACGAAUUAAGAGUUUUACUAUUUAAUCCAAACGGAAACCAUGCAAAAAAUGUAUCAUUAUUUAUCAUGGGUUUCUUUUUUUAGUCACGUUUGUUUAAGGUUAUUGAAAUGUUUUAAACAUUCUUGAAUAAUUUUAUGUAGCCUUUUGUUUACCUUGAAUAUUUUACUAAAUAAAUAUUUUAAAUGCA